CAGCUUUGAUCAUUCAGUACAUGUAAAGAAGACUUGACUUAAACCUUUGUUCUAUAUAUAACAGCCUGUUCUCAUCAAGUACAUGAGGUUGAAGAUUGAACAGGAUUGCUGGGAUAAUUAGGUGUUAAUGGCUAUAAUGAAGAGUAUUUUAGUUGGGCUAUGGAUGAUCAGUUGUUUUGUGGCAGCUGAAAAAGGAGUUUAUGUGCCAGCCAUGUUUGUGUUUGGAGAUUCGUUAGGAGAUGCAGGGACUAAUAAUUACAUCCCUCACUGUAAAGCGCGUGCAAACUUCAUACCUUACGGUGUUUCUUUCUUUCCCUACCCAACUGGUCGCUUUACCAAUGGCCGCACCACUUUCGACUUUCUGGCUGCCUACAUGGGGCUUCCCUUUAGCCCUCCAUAUCUGGAGCCAAAAGCAAAUUUUAGCAGAGGGAUAAAUUUUGCAUCAGGAGGUAGUGGAUUGCUUGACUCAACAGCAGCUGAUGAGAAUAUUAUCACAAUGGGUCACCAAGUAGUGCAGUUCGAACACUUUUCUUAUAUCCUGAGGAAUACACACCCAUCUGGAGCUGCAGAAGCGAAAUCCCACCUUAGCAAAUCCAUAUAUUGCAUUUCAAUUGGAAUAAACGAUAUUAGCUUCUACAUAGUCAACCAGACUCACCAAAACAGUACUCCUCAACAGUUUGUUACACUGCUGCUCUCCAAAUUUGAUCAGUACAUUGCUAGACUUUAUCGCGCGGGGGCAAGGAAAUUCCUUCUAGUGGGUAUUCCGCCUAUAGGAUGUUGUCCUUCUUGGAGACUUAUAAAUAAAGGUGAAUGUCUGGAGACCGCAAACCAGCUAUUUGUGGCAUAUAACACUGCUAUGAAGUCACAUCUGGCGCACCUUAACCAAAAACUAUCUGGAUUAACCAUCAUACAAUUCCAAUCUUAUGAUUAUCUCCUGAAUAUAAUUCAAAACGGUGAAGCCUAUGGAUUCAAAGAUACAAAGUCAGCAUGUUGUGGAUCAGGAUUGUACAAUGCACAAGUACACUGUGGAAAGACGACUCCAAAGGAUUUGUUCUGCAAUGAUUCAAGUGCAUAUAUGUUCUGGGAUGGUGCACAUCCAACAGAAAAAGUUUAUGCCAUGUUUUCGCAGGAGAUAUGGAGUGGAAAUUCAUCUGUUAUGUACCCAUUGAAUCUCUCUACAUUAGUCCCGGGAAAAAAAGCUUCUAGUUACUAAUAAUGCCCAAUCUCUGUAUCCUUGUGUUAUAAACUCCGAUAGCAAAAUUAUCUACGUUGCAGAAAUCCUGGCCAUGUACAUCCUUUCAUAAUGGAUCAACAAUGGGGACUUCACUAUAUUUAGUAAAUAAAUCUAUUUUACUAUUUUCCUGUUAA
Messenger RNA from Cryptomeria japonica (Japanese cedar), 1368 nucleotides. RefSeq names its product GDSL esterase/lipase At1g71691. Bases 128 to 1213 code for a protein of 361 amino acids. Lineage: Eukaryota; Viridiplantae; Streptophyta; Pinopsida; Cupressales; Cupressaceae. Gene Ontology annotation, molecular function: lipase activity. Gene Ontology annotation, biological process: lipid metabolic process. The record is from RefSeq and is a predicted model, not a curated record. The transcript is spliced from 5 exons.